AUGGAAUCACCUAAAACUCACACCCAAAACAAAUCUUCAUGUCUAUGUGGAUUGAAAAAGAAAUCUCCAUUAAUCACAUUAGAAAAUGCGGAUUCAAUUAUCCAACAAGCUGAUGAUUAUUUACAAUCUCUUGUUAACGAUAAAAUAUUCAGUGGCUCCGUGCUUAUAGCACGAAACGAUCAAAUUUUAAUUCUGAAAGGUUAUGGUUGCGCAGAAUAUAUUUGUCAAGAAAAAAAUACUAGUCAAACAAUCUAUCGUAUUGGUAGUGUUACAAAGCCUUUGACAGCAAUAAUAGUACUUAAAUUGCAUGAGAGAAAACAGCUUGAUAUUAAGAAUAAAAUCUCACUUUAUUACCCCGACUAUCCUCAUGGAAAUGAAAUAACAAUAAAAAAUUUGCUUUCAAAUACAUCUGGCAUUUUUAAUUAUACUGAUUUGGAAAUAUUCGAACAAAAAUGUACAGAAAAUUUAACAAUCGAUCAAUUAAUUGAAGUUUUUAAAAGUGAACCCUUACAAUUCAAACCUGGCUCAGAAUAUAGUUACUCAAAUUCAAAUUACAUCCUGCUAGGUUUAAUUAUUGAAAAAGUCACCGGAAAAUCCUAUGAAUCAAACCUUCGAGAAAUAAUUCUUGAGCCAUGUCUAAUGAACGAUACAGGAUAUGAAUGUGAUUGUGAUUUUGUAUCAAAUACAAAACACACUCAACGAGCAUGUGGUUAUACGUGUGACACGAAUACAAAUAUAUUUGAAUCAUGUCGUUUUAUCAAUAUGUCAACAGCUCGUAGUGCCGGAGGAAUUCAUUCGACUGUUGAAGAUUUAUACCGUUUAGAUCGAUAUUUAUAUGGAGAAAAAUUAAUACAAAAUCCAACAAAAAAGCUUAUGUUUAAACCGGUUCGAGAACAUUAUGCACUUGGCUGGGAAAUUCAUCGGUUAAAGCAUGGAAAAGUAAAGCAGCAACAUUUUGGUGAAAUAUUUGGUUUUAUCAGUUGUUUAAUUCGUUUUCCGAAUGACAACGCUUGCAUUAUUGUAUUAAGCAAUUUGGAAGGAACGUCAAUGCAUGAAAUUGCUGAUACUUUAAGUGAUAUCUUAUUUCAGGAAAAAUAA
Molecule: messenger RNA, 1098 nt
Organism: Rotaria socialis
Lineage: Eukaryota; Metazoa; Rotifera; Eurotatoria; Philodinida; Philodinidae
Source: the annotation of a GenBank genome assembly